CGAGACAAUCCUCAUUACUCCUCCUCCUCGGCAAUCCUAGGUCGUGCUCUCCGUGAACCUUUCUCGGCCCUGCACCUAUUCGCUUCCCAUCAUCGCCGCUGCAGCGCUGACUAUUCCGCUUGUAGCUUUUGAGGACAUGCAGGGAAGGAAGGAGGGGAGAGAAGCAGUCAGGAGGGUGGCAAGGGAGGGAUGGUUCGGCUGUGAAUGGGAAGCUCGCAUGUCGGUUCUCUGGGACCAGUUUGCAUGAGCUCAUCGCUCUCUAGAGCUGCUGCCGAUUUGGAGAUACCGCCGAUGCGUAUGUCCGCAGUCCGACCUUUCAGGGGAUGUGGUAGGUAUGUGAAGAAUCGUCAAGACGAUCACGUGGGCAAUGUGUUUCGCUUGAAUGCGCUUGGAUUUCUGUCUUAGUUCGGUAUGACGGGACUGAUGCAUGACGUGAGAGCGAUUCCCGCCAACCGAAAAGAUUAGUCUCAGGGAUUGUAGAAUUUGAGCGUAGAGGUAUUGGGACGCAAUGGGGGAAGCGAAGGUGGAGGACGUAGAGAUGAACAAGGAGAAGAAGAAAAAAGGGUCCAAGUGGAAGGGGCUGGGCGGCUUCACAAAUGCGUGGUCGAAUUUCAAGUGGGCAAUUCGGGAGGCCCGGAUCAAGCAUUUUGAAAACCUCAUCUCGGUCGGUCUCCCUGGUGAGGUAAACCUGAUUAUGUUUGAUGAAAUCGAGGAGAGGCCUAAACCCCCUCCACGCUUCAAGGGUGUCCGUCAACUGGAGAAGACAAAACGGUGGGUAUCGGAGAUCAGGCCAACGGUGGGCUUGUACACAAAGCAAAGGAAGAAGAAAAUAUGGCUUGGAAGCUUCGGCACUCCGGAGGAAGCAGCGAGGGCGUUUGAUGUGGGCGUGUAUUUGUGGAAAGAUGAUCUAAGCGUGGAGAAUUUCAAUUUUCCGGAUUCGCCAGAAUUCCUUCGAAUGUUAGAGCCUAACAGGGACACUCUAGACGAAAAGACGCGGACAGCACGGACGAAAUCACUUGCUCAAAGAGCCGCUGACAGGGCUGCCGCUGCUAGAGACUUCGGGAGCAUGUCGCGGUCUCGGCGACACGACACUCGCGACCAGGAGCGUGGCUCCUAAAUGUUAAGCACAAUAUAGAGAUUCCAUUCUCACAUCAUCGCGAGGGUUUCUGAUUAUCCUGUAAAAGAAACAGUUACUUCAUGUACAUUGCAGACGAGGAGAUGAGUAGCGUUUGCUGUAACCAAAUCGCAGAGAGGACGAGUUUGCAUCAACGUAGAAUCUUUUUCCUUGAAUGCGAAAUGGUUUGAUCCCCACAGCAUUGCUGCAGUGAACAUAUUUUGUAUUAGUUUCAUAGGUGAUUAGUUGAACAUAUUCAUUGUGCCAGUCGUGCGAGACUUCCGCUGGAGUAUACUCUAGAAGAUUUUAACAGAUUUUCGUGCUGUAGCAAUUCCUCGGCAGGCUAGGUUAAUGGACUUGUAGUACAAAGAUCACACACUCUUGCGUUCUCAAGAACAGGCCAGAGAGUAGGAGACAUGUACAACGAGUUCCAAAUGUGAUCCUUUCAUUUGGUGGGAAUGCUGUUGUGAUCAUAGUGCCGUUGUAUCAAUGUAUCUCACUACCACUACAUCAGCAAUCAAGCAGGACCUUAUGAGCUUGUACUGGUUCGGAAA
This is a messenger RNA of Physcomitrium patens, 1668 nucleotides long. RefSeq lists its product as uncharacterized. NCBI's taxonomy places the organism in Eukaryota, Viridiplantae, Streptophyta, Bryopsida, Funariales, Funariaceae. Gene Ontology annotation, molecular function: DNA binding; DNA-binding transcription factor activity. The record is from RefSeq and is a predicted model, not a curated record. Gene Ontology annotation, biological process: regulation of DNA-templated transcription.